Aspergillus wentii DTO 134E9 is the source of this 852-nucleotide messenger RNA. RefSeq names its product FYVE zinc finger domain-containing protein. The coding region runs from base 1 to 852 and encodes 283 amino acids. The transcript is spliced from 2 exons. The record is from RefSeq and is a predicted model, not a curated record. Lineage: Eukaryota; Fungi; Ascomycota; Eurotiomycetes; Eurotiales; Aspergillaceae. Gene Ontology annotation, cellular component: ESCRT-0 complex. Gene Ontology annotation, biological process: protein transport to vacuole involved in ubiquitin-dependent protein catabolic process via the multivesicular body sorting pathway; protein targeting to vacuole. Gene Ontology annotation, molecular function: ubiquitin binding; phosphatidylinositol-3-phosphate binding; metal ion binding.
AUGGCCACUCACGUUGUUACCGCCCCCGUCAUCCCCUCCAACCAGAUCUCCAUCUACGGCCACCCCUCUCCUGUUAGCUCGGCCACCACCACCCCCAGCAACAACUCUCCUACUUCUCCUCGUCUGGCGACUGUUGCCCCCUCUCAACUUCCCCUUCAGAACCGCCAGUUGCGUCCUCCCAAGGCUCCUCUCUACGUUCCCGCUGCCUUGCGUCCGACCGAGCGUCCCCAGAGACACUCCCCCCCGACUCCUCCCCGCAGCGUGCAUGGCUCCCUCGACAGCUUGAAUGACGGUGAGCCCGCUGAACCCAUUAGCCGCCGCAACACCAUGGAGAGCAACUCGAGUGCCGGUGCUAUCAGCAAGCUGGCUGAGGAUGAGUGGAUGAAGAAGGAACACCUUGGUUUGGUGACUGGUCUUCCUACCAGAGAUCACUGGAAAGCUGACUCUGCCUCUCCCAACUGUGACUCUCCUACUUGCCGCUCUUCUUUUGGCAUCUUCCUGCGUCGACACCACUGCCGUCAUUGUGGUCACGUCUUCUGCUCCUCCCACACUCCUCACACCGUUCCUCUUGAUCAGCAGGCUCGCUUCCACCCCGAGGGAGUCCAGUCUCGGGCUUGCGACCUCUGCUGGAGCGCCUACAACCGCUGGGAGGAAAACCGCAGCGAUCGUCUGAACAAGAUCCAGAGUGUCAUCGACGCCCAGCAGACUGGCGAUGACGCCUCUCAGGUCAGCUCGGAUGGCUCUGACGACGAAGGCCCCCAGCCCAAGUCCGCAGCAACUCCUCCCGGAUUGCCCCAAGGCACUGAAAUUGCCGCUAGUGUGCCUCGAGGCUGGAACUGGAGCACCUUCUAA